Linum trigynum is the source of this 4700-nucleotide messenger RNA. Lineage: Eukaryota; Viridiplantae; Streptophyta; Magnoliopsida; Malpighiales; Linaceae. The record is from the annotation of a GenBank genome assembly.
CAAGGGAAUAGUUAGUGAACAUGUUGGAAAAUAUGGUCAUAUGGAAAGGUUCAACCUUUAGGCCAUAUUAUGGUUCAUGACAAAUUCUCCUAAUUGAAAGGAACUGAUGAGAUAUCAUUGGUCCCAUAUGGCAAAUUCUUUCUGAACCCCAGUCGCUCUUGGCACAGGUUUAUAAGGGGAAGUAUUUUUUCAAUUGGGACUUUUCUCAUUAAUUCUGCCCCGGUCACGUUGGUCGUGGACUCGUGGGGAUGUCAAAGUGUUGUCUAUGGCUGACAGUUGUUGGUCACAGGUUUUUGUUGGCAGAUUGUCAAUGGUCGAUCUGCUUCUUUGCUUCACUCUAGUUGGAUUCAUCACCUACACCUCACUAUCCCUGUCUAUAAUCCUCAGGUACUCCCAAAUGGGAAAGACCCAAAGGUGGCUGAGGUAAUUUCCCCAGGGGGUGGGCAGUAGUGUGAACAUAGGAUGAGCCAGUGGAUUGACCCAGCUACUUGUCGAGCAAUCAAAACUAUUACUCUCUCUUAUGACGAUGUGGAGGACGGGUUGAUAUGGCAUGACACAACCGACGAGAUUUUUACUGUUAAGUCAGCCUAUCAUCUGGCAGUUUUAUUGUACAAGCAAGGUGGUUGAUGGCGAUCUAUGGCUAGUUGGAUGGAUCGAUCUAGAUGGAUCAGUUUGUGGGAAGCUCGUUUCCGCCUUAGUUAAAGGUGUUUCUAUGGCAGCUUUUCCAUAUGAUCCUUCCAACGACAGAAGCUCUUAUUGAAAAGAAGGUUCAAGUGCUCUCUAGAUGUCUCGUCUGUUGGGCUGACUCGGAAAUGUGGAGCAUUUAUUUCUUGAGUGCCCCAUAGCUCGAGCUUUAUGGAAUCAUUCUAGAUUGGAAUACCUUGGCAUACUUUUCCGCUAUUCCUUAAAAAGUUGAUAUUGUUGAUAAAUCAGCCCCAAUUGCUGAUGGCGGUUGUAGUGAUUCAUUGGCAGAUUUGGAGAUCCCGUAAUUGGGUUGUAUUUGAAGGCAAAAAAUAUGGGAUUUCAAUUUUGAUGCGUCAAUUCCAUCAACAAUACCAAGAAUGGAUCAGUUCGCCCCUAGAUCCUAACCUGCGGUUGUCAGUCCCUCAAGCAAGGGAGGCCAGGCUUCCUAAUACCAUGGUCUGCAUGUGGGAUGAGGCCACAAAGAGUGAGUCCCACUCUGCCGGGGGAAUGAUUAUCAUGGACCAAGGGGGCGCCUCCUAAUGGCCAGAGGGGUUCAGUUUCCGGAUAUCUAUGAUCCGAUGGCUGUUGAACUGCUUGUCCUCCGAGAGGCCAUUGUGUGCUGUCUGGAUCUUGGACUCACGGAGGUUUGCUUUGCUGGGAACACGAAGGUGGUCAUUGAUAAGAUCAAUGGGGCGGAUACUAGGGAUAGUCUCACUAGGAUAAUCCUUGAAGAGGUCGUCCGUAUUUUCAUGUGCGAUUUGUAGGUCGAAGUAGCAAUAGGGUAGCCUAUCCGAUGGCUAAAAAAGUCCUCUUUUGUACUCUACUACGUGUCGUCUAUUUGAUUUUCUGGUCUGUCUGAACUCCAGGAUGUAAUGAUCUUUUGUUCUAAUCAAUAUAUGAUUAUUUUUUGUAAAAAAAAAGAGAUAUCAUUGGUUUUGAAUCUCAAGUUAACGGGUUCGAAUUAUAUAAGUAGCAUCUAACUUUAAAAAUAAAAGUCUAUAUCACUUUUAUAAAAAAAAAAAAAACUCAUGAGAUAUCUUGAAUAAUGGUGUUAAUCUUUUUGCUUUGUACGAACAAUUGUUAGAAACAUGAAUUAACAUUAUUAUUGAUAUUUAGUAAGAAGUCCUUUGGUAGGUUUACCAAACUUUAAGAUCAUACCUCUACAUAUAUGCCAACAUUUUAUUGGUCUCUUUUUAUUUUAUUUUUUUUAACUCAUUCUCCACCUAUUUCAUGUCUUCCUAUUUCUUUCAGGUAAAUGCAUAUUUGGUCAUUAAAAUUACUAAAUCGUGUCAUGUUUAGUCACUAGAAAAAUAUAAUAUCAAUUUUGGUCACUCGAAUUACUGAAACUAGUCACAUUUAGUCACUCUCCCGUUAGCCUCCGUCCAACUCCAAUCACUCGAAUUAUGAAACAUGUCACAUUUAGUUACUCGAAUUACUGGAACAUGUCACAUUUAGUCACUCUCCCGUUAGUUUCCGUCCAAAUCCAUUAAUGGAGUUGGACGAAAACUAACGGGAGAGUGACUAAAUGUGACAUAUUCCAGUAAUUAGAGUGACCAAAAUUGAUAUUAAAUUUUUCCAGUGACUAAACAUGACACAAUUUAGUAAUCUCAGUGACCAACUUUUAUAUAAUUUGAGUGACCAAACGUGUAAUUUAGCCAACAAAGGCUAAAUUAUUUCGCUCGAGACCAACUUUCAUAAACUUACUCAAUUAUUUCGCUCGAGGCCAACUUUCGUAUAUAAUUUUGGAUUUUUACUCAUCUCUCUUGCUCGAUGUCGAAGGAAGUUCACGAUAAAAUCCCUCGCUCCCAAUAAAAAAGGAUAAAAGUGACAUAUGAAACAUAGAAACCAAAUACCAGGUUCUUUCUUUGGUCUUUUCCUUCCGCUUUUGUUGAUUUUUGCAUAUUCUCUAUUUCUCCUUUUUUUACAUCUUAGUUGAAAAUCCAUGUAAAUUCUAAGUUUAUUUUCUUGUUUGUGGGCUGAAUAGAUACAUAAUUAGUUAUCUCUUUAUUCUUUUCCAUUCGUAAAUUCAUAAAUUAAUAGUUGUCGAGCUCUAUAUCAAAUUGGUUCUUUUUAUAUAGCCGUUCUUCAGGAGAUUUUGAAGGCUAAAUUAUUUCGCUCGAGACCAACUUUCAUAAACUUACUCAAUUAUUUCGCUCGAGGCCAACUUUCGUAUAUAAUUUUGGAUUUUUACUCAUCUCUCUUGCUCGAUGUCGAAGGAAGUUCACGAUAAAAUCCCUCGCUCCCAAUAAAAAAGGAUAAAGGUGACAUAUGAAACAUAGAAACCAAAUACCAGGUUCUUUCUUUGGUCUUUUCCUUCCGCUUUUGUUGAUUUUUGCAUAUUCUCUAUUUCUCCUUUUUUUUACAUCUUAGUUGAAAAUCCAUGUAAAUUCUAAGUUUAUUUUCUUGUUUGUGGGCUGAAUAGAUACAUAAUUAGUUAUCUCUUUAUUCUUUUCCAUUCGUAAAUUCAUAAAUUAAUAGUUGUCGAGCUCUAUAUCAAAUUGGUUCUUUUUAUAUUGCCGUUCUUCAGGAGAUUUUGAAGGCUAAAUUAUUUCGCUCGAGACCAACUUUCAUAAACUUACUCAAUUAUUUCGCUCGAGGCCAACUUUCGUAUAUAAUUUUGGAUUUUUACUCAUCUCUCUUGCUCGAUGUCGAAGGAAGUUCACGAUAAAAUCCCUCGCUCCCAAUAAAAAAGGAUAAAAGUGACAUAUGAAACAUAGAAACCAAAUACCAGGUUCUUUCUUUGGUCUUUUCCUUCCGCUUUUGUUGAUUUUUGCAUAUUCUCUAUUUCUCCUUUUUUUUACAUCUUAGUUGAAAAUCCAUGUAAAUUCUAAGUUUAUUUUCUUGUUUGUGGGCUGAAUAGAUACAUAAUUAGUUAUCUCUUUAUUCUUUUCCAUUCGUAAAUUCAUAAAUUAAUAGUUGUCGAGCUCUAUAUCAAAUUGGUUCUUUUUAUAUAGCCGUUCUUCAGGAGAUUUUGAAUGCUAAAUUAUUUCGCUCGAGACCAACUUUCAUAAACUUACUCAAUUAUUUCGCUCGAGGCCAACUUUCGUAUAUAAUUUUGGAUUUUUACUCAUCUCUCUUGCUCGAUGUCGAAGGAAGUUCACGAUAAAAUCCCUCGCUCCCAAUAAAAAAGGAUAAAAGUGACAUAUGAAACAUAGAAACCAAAUACCAGGUUCUUUCUUUGGUCUUUUCCUUCCGCUUUUGUUGAUUUUUGCAUAUUCUCUAUUUCUCCUUUUUUUUACAUCUUAGUUGAAAAUCCAUGUAAAUUCUAAGUUUAUUUUCUUGUUUGUGGGCUGAAUAGAUACAUAAUUAGUUAUCUCUUUAUUCUUUUCCAUUCGUAAAUUCAUAAAUUAAUAGUUGUCGAGCUCUAUAUCAAAUUGGUUCUUUUUAUAUAGCCGUUCUUCAGGAGAUUUUGAAGGCUAAAUUAUUUCGCUCGAGACCAACUUUCAUAAACUUACUCAAUUAUUUCGCUCGAGGCCAACUUUCGUAUAUAAUUUUAGAUUUUUACUCAUCUCUCUUGCUCGAUGUCGAAGGAAGUUCACGAUAAAAUCCCUCGCUCCCAAUAAAAAAGGAUAAAAGUGACAUAUGAAACAUAGAAACCAAAUACCAGGUUCUUUCUUUGGUCUUUUCCUUCCGCUUUUGUUGAUUUUUGCAUAUUCUCUAUUUCUCCUUUUUUUUACAUCUUAGUUGAAAAUCCAUGUAAAUUCUAAGUUUAUUUUCUUGUUUGUGGGCUGAAUAGAUACAUAAUUAGUUAUCUCUUUAUUCUUUUCCAUUCGUAAAUUCAUAAAUUAAUAGUUGUCGAGCUCUAUAUCAAAUUGGUUCUUUUUAUAUAGCCGUUCUUCAGGAGAUUUUGAAGGCUAAAUUAUUUCGCUCGAGACCAACUUUCAUAAACUUACUCAAUUAUUUCGCUCGAGGCCAACUUUCGUAUAUAAUUUUGGAUUUUUACUCAUCUCUCUUGCUCGAUGUCGAAGGAAGUUCACGAUAAAUUCCCUCGCUCCCAAUAAAAAAGGAUAAAAGUG